UAAUACUUGAGGGGAGGACCAUUAGAACUCCAAAUGCCCAUAGAAAUUCUUGUGGAAGUGACAGAGCGUUUCGCCAUCUGAGUUCAUCAGUGUGUUCCAGCUUUCGUUUCUUGGGUAAAUAAUAAUAUAGCAAAAACGCCUGUUGCAGGCUCUGGCUGGCCAUGGCCGAUUUUCAGACUUCUACCCACCGUGCCAAGUGGAUCUUCACUCCUCCCCAACUGGCUGAAAAAUAUAAAGCUGCUAAUCAGAGAGCAAUACAAAUUUUAGAGAAGCAUGGAGCAACUCUUAUGGAAGUAGAUGUCGAUGGGUCUUUGUCAUAUCCUUCACUUCAGAAAGAUAAUGCUGACAAGCAUUCUCGCCCUAAACCCCUCAGUAUUGAAGAGGAACAAUGUAUCCGAGUUUUUUACGAACAAUUACAAGAAGUGUGCAACAAUUUUCACUUUCCUCAUAAAAUCCAGGCUACAGCGCUCAUUUAUUUUAAAAGGUUCUAUCUACAGUGGUCGGUGAUGGAACAUCAUCCAAAAAAUAUAAUGUUGACCUGCAUAUAUGCUGCUUGUAAGAUAGAAGAAAACCAUGUAUCUGCUGAGGAGCUUGGUAAGGGAAUCUCACAGGAUCACCAAAUGAUUCUCAAUAAUGAGAUGAUUGUCUAUCAGAGCUUAGAAUUUGACCUUAUUGUGUAUGCUCCGUACCGCUCAGUUGAAGGUUUUGUAAACAAUAUGGAGGAAUUUUGCAAGGCUGGUGACGAAGUGCUUCCAAUGUUGAAGGCCUUGCGAGACACUGCAAGAUUGGAAAUUGAUAAAAUGAUGCUUACAGAUGCUCCACUUUUGUUUCCUCCUGGCCAGUUGGGAUUGGCUGCUUUGCGAAAUUCAAUGCACCUUCUUAGUUGUUCUUGA
Messenger RNA from Neltuma alba, 893 nucleotides. RefSeq names its product cyclin-H1-1-like. Gene Ontology annotation, molecular function: cyclin-dependent protein serine/threonine kinase regulator activity. NCBI's taxonomy places the organism in Eukaryota, Viridiplantae, Streptophyta, Magnoliopsida, Fabales, Fabaceae. The record is from RefSeq and is a predicted model, not a curated record. Gene Ontology annotation, biological process: regulation of transcription by RNA polymerase II.